Messenger RNA from Aspergillus glaucus CBS 516.65, 396 nucleotides. RefSeq names its product PIG-Y family protein. The record is from RefSeq and is a predicted model, not a curated record. NCBI's taxonomy places the organism in Eukaryota, Fungi, Ascomycota, Eurotiomycetes, Eurotiales, Aspergillaceae. The annotation marks the transcript as partial. The transcript has a single exon.
UCGUCAAGCUCAGACUCAUACUACGCCCUCCAACCAGACUCGACCUACGGAGCCGUCCACCACACCAAAUCCCCCCUCGCAACGCAUCACCACCCCGCCGACCAUCAAGAGAUCAUAUGGGACUAUUCCGAAACUGAAUGGUGGGGUUGGAUUAUACUGAUUGUAACAUGGCUCGUCUUCGUCGUGGGAAUGGGAAGCUGUUUCGGGGUUUGGAGUUGGGCCUGGGAUGUUGGAGAGACACCAUAUGCGCCGCCUGAGCUCGAGGAUGAUCCGACACUGCCGAUUGUUGGGUAUUACCCAGCGUUGAUUAUAUUAACGGCUGUUAUGUCGUGGGUGUGGGUUGUUGUUGCUUGGGUGGGGAUGAAGUAUUUCAAGCAUGCGAAUAUAUCGGGAGAA